Molecule: messenger RNA, 2925 nt
Organism: Physcomitrium patens
Lineage: Eukaryota; Viridiplantae; Streptophyta; Bryopsida; Funariales; Funariaceae
Source: RefSeq, a predicted model, not a curated record
ACUUUUGGAAUUUGCAUCGCAUUCGCUGCAGCUGCAGCGACGGAUUAGCGGAAGGAGGAGGAAGGAAGGAGACAGAAGGUGAUAGAUGCGAGAGCGACAGCGAUUUCUGUCGAAUUCGCCGGGUUCCUGUUCUGCUGCUGCUUCCAACUCUCUCUCUCUCUCUCUCGAAAGAAAGAGUGGCAUAAGCUUGGCGGAGGAGAGCAUCCAUGCUGGAUUUUGGAGUCGACUUGAUUUUUGCUUGGAACAGAGUGGAUAAGACGUUGGAAGUAAAAACAGAGGGAGGCAGAAGAAAGGAUUGAUUACAGGUUUUGAUGCUUGCCGGGCCAGAGAUCUUCUCUUUUAGUGUAGGGGAGCUCAAGGGAGUAGCAAAUGAGUAACAAAUGGGAGUGGUGCCGAUAAGUGAUUCCUGAAAAGAGAUGAUCAAGAGGCAAGCUGUUUGAGUCGCAUUUGUGUAGGCAGAAGUGAUGAAUUUUUAUCAUUAUUAUUCGAAUUUUUGCAACCGCAUCACGCAAAUAUCUUCUAAUUCGAUUCAGGCUUCCGAGUUGUUCAAAACUAAAGUUGUUGUUGUUGUGUGUUUUUUUUUUUUUUUUUUUUUUUUUGAAAUUUUGAAAUUUUGAAUUUUUGAUAGUUCUAUUAUGUGUGCAAGUUGUACAGUAGGUCAUAGACAUGGAGUACCGGUAUCUUUGUGUUCUUUUUUGCGACUGUCCCUUGUAUUUUUCAAGACUCAAUUCUUGCUCCUGCAUUCGUUGAAAGCUUUCCAACUAACAUCCAGUACAGUUUACGUCUGAAAUGGACACACGGUAGUGAAUUCGAAUUUUGUUUGUGGACAUCUUGAUAGAAAACGACACUCGGAUUUGAGACGGUCACUACUGAAGACAUUCGUAAUGUGAUGGCAGAGUCACCAAGAUUUAAAAGGAUGGAACGAAGGUUUUUUUGAAGAGGGAGAAAAAUGUUUUCAGGGUUUUAGGAACUCAUGCGCAUAAGACGUUCUGUUUUUGUGUCUACAUGUGUGCUAGUUUCUGGUAGGGAAGGCAAUCAACACAUUGGAAAUAUGAUUCGCUGUAGUGAAUGAGUGGUGUUCGUUUCACUACUCGUAAGAAAGCGCUUUGUUGCUCGUUUUUAUUUUUCUUUACUUUAAUUUUGUGCUUGGUCUUGUAUAGAGAAAUCCCGAGUUUCUAAUCGAUUAUGUUUAUCUAAAUUUCUCAAUGUUGUUGCUUUUGCAGUGAAACUAGUCUAGAUUGAAUGCGCACAAAUUUCUCCUAGAGGAAUUGGGUAAACAAUGAUAAGCGACCUUGCCUGUAACUUUCUUUUGUGAUUCAUUCAGUAUGGAGUUUUCAAUGUUGUACAAUGAAUACCGACCGUGCAGGCUACUCCUUGCAGGGAACACUAUUGAUACUGAAAACAAACACCAGGUGCAGAGGAAAAGUUUCUAAUACCUUGCAUGACUGUAAAGCAGUGCUUGUAGUUUCUUUGGCACAUCAUGCAACGUCAUUUCAGAGCCUACGCUCAGAGUGCUACACACUGGACAAGGACAAUUUUCUCUAUGAUUUCACAGAUUGGAUAGGCAAGGAGUUUCAAUAUACUGAGGCGCAGGAUGGGUCAACAUACACACUUCGUUUUUGCAAAGACAUGCAAGUCAGAUCUGGCCAGUCAAUUGUAAAUUAUGGUCGCUUCUCACCGGAGUACUCUUCCGCGCAGGAUACUACUAUUGCUUUUGUUCACGAAUACAGGUACGGUGACUUGAAAGGAUGUGAACAUGAAGGUUAUGACUACAGCGGCAGGAGCUCCAUGGUUUCCGUCAUGUGUGGUUCAUGUCCCAAUUCAAAUGCAUGCCAAGAUCACGACGGUUGCAUAUGCCACGUGGAAUCAGAGCCGUCAAAAUGUUUGACUACUGUGAUGAUGGGUCUGAAUUGUGUGAAGCUGAAAGGGCCUCGAGUUUUCAGCGGAUUUACUGUUGGAUUUAGUCCCCGGGGUAAAGAAGUGGUUGAUAAUGGUAUUACACAAUGGGGUUAUGAAAGUUUACACUCUGAUUUUAGUUUUGUAACACAACAAUCGCGGGUUCUUGUAUAUUUCACGGCACGAAGCAUUUUAGCAAGCAAAAUUGGGAAGCCUCAGUACAAGUUGUAUCCAGAGACGGGUUUGAAAGUGGAACUCUCAGGGACAGCUUCGAAUGGGCUGCCUCCUACCGUCGAGUCACCUACCAUCUUGGAAGUUAACUGGCGAUGUGAAAAAAAGGCACCUACGCCUUACUUGGUGAAUGUGACCAUUCCUUUCGCAGAUUAUAACCCUGUGGUGUUCACUUUGGGCAAACACUGCGAUUACGAAGAUGAUGUGGAGCGCAGCGGUUCAAGUGGAUGGGCAACUUUUGGUUUCUUGAUGUUUAUAUUAAUUGUGGGGCUUACCAUGUUCUGCUGUGCUGGUUGUCUUUACAAAACUAGGAUUGAAGACAAGCAUGGCUUGGACGCGGUACCAGGCUUCUCUUCAUUUGUGGGCUUCGUAGAGUCUACAAGCGGAGAUCGGGGUGGGUAUGUCCCUGCUACUGAUGCUACUAAUAUCAUUAUCUCCAACAGCGGCUCGAGUAGCGGCAGCGGCAACCAUAGCCAAAGGCUGCCACGAAGUUCUGAUGGACUCAGUUAUGGGGCUGUUUAGACAACAGUGCUUCAGAUCAGCACAAUCAGUCUUGGCGUUUGUUUGAUACAAUCGAGAGGUUCUUAGUAUUAGUUUGAGUCUGAAGGACACAAAGUAUUGAUUAGUGAGGGAAUCUACCUUGUCUUAUUGGAGUCUCAUCAAUAUAGCAUUUUUAUGCUGUUUUUCAGUGGAACGUACUCGUUCUUUUGGCUGUUAAAUGUUUGCUUAUUGAUGCACUUAUAUUAAUGUCUGGAAGUGUAUCAACGCUUAAAAUUGUAGCUUUUUUACACUUUUAUA